GAUAUGCCUCAACCUGCGGCCUGGUGUGCUUCUGUGCUUGAGCCAUUGAGAGUCAUCUCAGAUAAUCUCAGCUUUUGCUGGCUCAAGUGUGAGAGUUAAACGCUGGUGGUCCACCGGUCUCAUGGUUUUAUGUCUUCACAACCGGACCGUGCUGGAACGCUUUCGAGUGCUUUGCACAAUAUGCCUCGUCUUCGAUGGGAUAUUCGCGCUGAUUUUUGCCCUCUCCGGGCUGAAUGCCAGUGCCUACUCCGCGGAGACGCUUUGCUACGAGGAGAAUGGCUACUCGUGGCACAACAUUCUUGCCUUGAGUUUCAUCAUCUCCGCAGUCUUCGCAGCAUGGGGUGUGCUUUUGCAUGGUGCUGUGGUGAUCAGUGGCGAGGGUGCGCCAAUGAAGGCAGCGCAGCUGGUAGGGGUCUCUCGAUAUGGCCAUAUACUGGUGGCCUGGACGUUCAUAGCAGCCGUCCUGGAGGCAAUAGCUGCUCGUCAGCAGCCAAUAGAGUGCAGUUCCCAGACGACUGCUGUACUAGCAGAGCCAGCCAUGGGAGAUGGCACUGGUGGCCUCCACUCAGACCAACUCCAUGUGAAUGCAGUCUGGCAAAUGCUCUCAACGAUCAUGUGGCUUGUUUGGGUAGUGACCGCUGUGGCGGCGGCCAUGUCUUCGAAACGCAGUUUACAAGUCUUAGAAGAGCAGCAGGCGUCAAGACAGGACACUGAAGCCCAGAUGGUGGGGGUUCCGGUACAGGACGAGCUCCCAAGCGGUACAGUCGUUGGAAUCGCAACUCCAUCCAUCCAGGGCAACGGGGCUGAUGGUGCAGGAUUUCAGCCCACUGGACCCACUUUCCAGGGAAUGCCUGUAGCAGGAGCUGUGGCUGAUGGAGUUUGUCAGGGUAUGCCAGUGCGGGACGAAGCUGGAAAUGUCAGCCGUCCUGCGGGUAGUACCAAACAAGUCUAAGCAAAUCCGGCGAGACUUCGCAGAGGAGAUGCUUCAAUGUCAAAAUCAACGUUUCACAAGUGACCCAGAUAGCAAAGAGCCACAUCAUUGAUGGCAUUGGAAAGAGUUGUGACAAAGCCUUGCAAA
Molecule: messenger RNA, 1078 nt
Organism: Cladocopium goreaui
Lineage: Eukaryota; Dinophyceae; Suessiales; Symbiodiniaceae
Source: the annotation of a GenBank genome assembly